Messenger RNA from Biomphalaria glabrata, 6966 nucleotides. RefSeq names its product exportin-4-like. The record is from RefSeq and is a predicted model, not a curated record. The transcript has 26 exons. Gene Ontology annotation, biological process: protein export from nucleus. Gene Ontology annotation, cellular component: cytoplasm; nuclear pore. NCBI's taxonomy places the organism in Eukaryota, Metazoa, Mollusca, Gastropoda, Planorbidae. Gene Ontology annotation, molecular function: nuclear export signal receptor activity. Bases 17 to 3433 code for a protein of 1138 amino acids.
GCCCAUCAACGUUAAGAUGGCUGAACACACGGUGAUGCUAGAGUUGGAGCAAGCCUCCUUAAUUUUUAUGGCACCUCCUGAUCUUGUUACCAGAGAACAAAGACAAGCAGCUCAGGAUAUUAUUUUAAAUUUCCGUAAAACACUUAUGCCUUAUGCCCUGUGCCAGUAUAUAUUAGAACACAGCAAAAAUGAUUAUGCCUUGUUCCAAGCAGCCACCACUAUUAAAGAAGCCAUCAUUAAAGACUGGGCCCUCUUGGGGCCUGAUGCUGUAGAAGCGUUAAGAUCAUUCCUUUUAAGAUAUAUCACCAAUCACAUCACUUUACAGAGCUAUGUCAGAGAACAGAUUUUACAGACAGUGGCUGUGAUUUUAAAAAGAGCUACUCUGGAUAAGAAGGGCAAGAGUUGUGAUGGUCUGUUUGAGGAUGUCACUGCGCUUAUCAGUAGUGGAAACAUUACAAUGCAACUAGUUGCUUGUUCUAUGCUGACUUCUUUGCUAAAUGAAUAUUCCUACACAAACAGAACAAGUACUGUGGGCUUGACAUGGGAGUUUCAUAUGAAGUGUAAACGGGCAUUUGAGCAAUCUGAUCUGAAACGUGUCUUUAUGUUUACUUUGAAAGUCUUGAAUGAAAUUGAGGUUCAGCCUAGUCCAUUAAGCAGAGAGGCCACUGCAUUUUUGAAUCGCAUUUUGUCUAUCGCUGAACAAGUGUUGAGUUGGGAAUUCACGACACGAGGAGGAAGUAUCAAUCACGCAUAUUCUUCCAAUCCUAAUGCUUCUCUGAAACCACCAUCAGGCUGGAGGGAUAUUCUCUUAGAUAAAAAUACUUUGUCAUUGUUUUUCAGGAUUCAUCAGAAGGCCAGAUUCAACAAUGAAAUGGCCCAUCAUUCUCUCCAGUGCCUUGUUCAACUUGCAUCUCUCAAUGGAGUCAUCUUCACUGAAGAAACUUGCCAACAAUAUCUGGCCCAGUAUAUUGAUGGAUUUUUACAAAUGCUUUCACAGAUAGAACUCCAAGAGUAUGAAAACUUUGGGGUGGCUUGUAUCUUCAAAAACUUGCUUCUGGUGUUCACCAUUCAACAUAUCAACAGCCUGGAUGUCAUCUUGUUUAAAUCUUUCAUCCAAACCCUCACAACACUCACGUGUAACAUUGGGCGACUCGCUGCUCAAGAAGAGUCUAUGCACAAAGAUAACACAAUCUACAUGGAGUCUUAUGAGAAGCUUCUAGAAUCCUGGACACGUCUUACCAUAGAAGUGAACUCUCUACCUCCUGGAUGCCUUGUGGUGCCCGCCACUCAGAUUUUCAAUUCUUACAUGCAGUGUCAUUUAGCUCCACCUGAUGGCACGCGUCCAGUUAAUGCAGACAAUUCUGAGGAGGAUAUAGAUGAAUUAGAGGAAGAUGAUAGAUACAAAUUUUCUGAUCAGUUGUGGAGUAUUGGAUCUCUUGGGCGUAUUGUUCCAGAACAUUCUGUUCCAUUGUUAUCAAAAAUCCUUGAAGACAGAGUUUCACAGAUCAGUAGCCACCUUCACCGCCUCCAGCAGCACAGGGAAAUGGUCAGUAGUCAUGAGACCACUGUGGACAUAAGUGGACUUCAUUCAUUACAAGAAGAUAUCCAUUGGUCCAUUCUAGUUGCAGGUAAUUUGUUGGCAGAUGGUGAUGAUGGAGAAACACCCUCCAUUCCAUCCAGCAUCAUGAAGUAUUCCAUUAGUCAGUCAAAAUAUAUUGACCUCAACUUGACCCUCAAGAUUCUUUCAUCUCCUGGACACAAACUGGAUCCUGCACAUGAGAUGAAUGUAGAUCCAGUCAUUAGGCUUAUAGCAGCCAUCUUUCGCAUGUGUGAAGUAGAGAACCAGGCAAUAGAGGCCAAACUGAAUGAAUUCUUGAGUCCUCAAGUCAGUAGCACCAUCAUGUGGUACCUGGAGAGAUGGAGUGAUGCUUACCUUCUACAUGAUGAGAUGGAGUACACAGAGAUGAGUUUAGCCCUCGCUGCAUCAUUUGGAAUGGACACAGAUGGCGUCAAGUGGACGGUGAAUUUUAUUCUACAAAAAAUUGUGGCCACAUUAUCUGUGUGGGGAUCUGAACCUCAACUUAUUAGUGACACGCUGGAGCUGCUUAUAGACAUGGCUGAGCAACGGUCAAGGGCUGUAUAUGUCUCCCAGUCAGAAGUACUUUGGAAACUAGCCACCUUAGAAUCCAAUCAAGAACAUCCAGUAUCCACAUUAUCUCCACUGGCCAGAAGACAAUUUAUGAAAGCCAUGAUUCUAGCUGGAUGUGGAAUCAAAGACUCAAAUAGAGAGGAACAGUAUUGGAAACUGCUUCUUCGGUCUAAUCAUGAGCGAUUCUUAAUGUUAGUGGAGUCUCCAGAUUACAUAGCUGGUAAAGAGUUAAGCCGGCAACAGUUUUUGUAUCAUCUGGAAACCCUUAUAGGAGUGGCCACAGCGACCCAAAAUACUAUAGCUAAAGAAAUGUUUCAGUUUAUGGCUCCACUGCUAAAUCAUGUGAUCAAAGCUGUAGACAUUCAUCACAACUAUGAAGAUAUCAUAACUACCAGUUUUGAACUGUUUUCUGAAGUUGUUUCAAAAAUGUUGCCAUAUCUUAAAACUGCUGAUUCCAAUACUUUGUAUCAAUUGUGUUUAUCUGCCAUACAGACAUAUGCAAGACAUAACUUAGGUCGACAAUGUAUUAGUGCUGAUGAUGAGCAAGAGACCAAGUUUAAAGACAUCAUUUUAAUUAUGGAGAUGUUGACCAAUCUCAUGUCUAAAGACAUGCUGAAUUUUAAAAAAGAUGACCAAGAAACUAUCGGAGAUCAUUGCAUAGAUGGGGCAACAGUUGUUGUGUAUGGCCUUGAACUCAUUGUGCCGCUGAUGAGUGCAGAAAUGUUGAAGUUCCCAGUCCUGUGCAGCUGUUACUUCCAGCUUAUCUCCUACCUGGCUGACUUGUACUCUGAGAAAUUUUGUCAACUUCCACAUCAGCUUUUCAACAGUAUCAUGGCUUCCAUAGAAUUGGGCUUCAAUUGCUAUGCUAAAGAAACUGUAGAACACUGCUUUCAAACCAUUAACAAUCUUGCGGAAUACUUCCUCAAAAUCUCUUUAGCUUCUUUGAAUCCUCAGGUCCAACCAAAUUUACAGUCAACACUGGGACACUUCCUGAAGGUUCUGUUCAAAAUGCUUAUCUUGGAUAACUUUGAUCUCCAGUUACAGGAAGUGGGUUCCACCACAUUGUUUUGCUUGAUUUGCUGUAAUCAGGACCUGUACAAAGAUCUGGUGAACCAGUUGAUACAAGUGCAGCCAGAAGAGUAUAAGAAUCGCCUUCUGCAAGCCUUCAAUGAGCUGACACCCCCAACUUUGCAGCUCAGUGUUACUCGCCCCAAUAAGAUAACCUUCAGAACAAACUUUGAUGUCUUUCUCAACAACGUCCGGGGAUUUCUAUGUGUUAGAUAGCACCUGUGUUCCGACAUCUUGUGAUUGUGUGCUAGCAAUAAGAAAGGCCAGCUAAUUCUCAGCAUUUUCUGUUUGUUUUGGUGUGUUGCUGUCACACUUUCUUUGUUCACACUGGAUCUUGUUAUCUACAGCCACUGUUUGUUGGACCAACAGGGUCACCAUGUUGAAGUUAGGCUUGUGUUCACUUGUAGAAACAGAAAUCCAAAUCAGGGGACAUUCACUUUAUUGUUUCACGAAAAUGUUUGCUUGAAAGAGACUCUACUGGUAUGUGGCUGUGCAUGUUCAUGGUGUUUUUUUUUUUUCCAAUUAAAAAAAUGUUAGUAAAAAUGGUGACUUGUGAAUUCUGGACUGUGUUCCUAAGCCCAACAUUGAACUCUCUAUCAGUGAUAGGUAGGCUAUUAAAACUUUUUUUUUUUUUUUUUUUUUUGUUAGUUUGUCAGGGACCAGGACUUGUUGAACUUGCGAGGAUAGUCUUUGAAAACAAUUAUUCUAGAUUGUAAUAUAGCCAAAUGAGCUGUAGAAGUUAGUGUCUCAGUGCCUGCGUUAUUCUUAAGGAAAUUCAACAGCAGCAAAUGUAGAAUGCAGUCUUGAAUGAGUGUUGUUUUCUUCUCUCUACUUGGAACUUAAUUAUACAUAUCAUUCCAGGAUGUUCUCUUCAAAUGUACCAUUGCACUUUUGAACCCUGGGUUUUGUUGAGGAAAACUCAUCCAAUGAAUGUUUAGCAGCUUGUAGUGUUAAAGAAAUUGUGUACAAGAAUGCUGGGUUUAUAUCAGAGCAGUAUCUUGAUUUGAAGUUAUGAAAGACAUGAACUAAUUAGAAAGGAAUAAAAUAAUCAGAAGAAAGAAUGCUGGGUUUAUGUCAGAGCAGUAUCUUGAUUUGAAGUUAUGAAAGACAUGAACUAAUUAGAAAGGAAUAAAAUAAUCAGAAGAAAGAAUGCUGGGUUUAUGUCAGAGCAGUAUCUUGAUUUGAACUGUGAAUAUGUAUGGAGGAAAGUUUGAACCAACACAGAAUAAACUUGUAUUUCACUAUAAAUAAUAAUGAUCUGUUCAAAAAAAGCUAUUUAUAUCAUUCAAAGCACGCAGCCACACUAUAUUAAUGUUGGUAAUGUGUAAGCAUUUAAUGGCGCAAUUUUCAUCCAUGUUUGAUCAGAUAUAAAACAUUUAUGAAAAAUACUGAAGCACAAUUAACACUGUCUUUUUACAAAAUGUAAAGAUCAUUAUUUAGGCUAGAUCUGCCCUUGAACAUCAAUAAUCUUUUUUUUUUUUUUUUAACUGCUCUGUAAUAAACAUGGUAUGGAUACAACAGAGAAGAUUUAAAUAAUGUAAAUGAGAAAGGUCGAUGAGAUAUGUAAACAAAUUGAUAUGAAACAACCUGAAAUCAUUAACUCUUUCUCUCCGUAAUUAUUUCCCACAUUCUGGUGGAAUCAGCGCUGGUAUCGUCAGUUAGGAGAGAAAGAGUUAAUAUAAAAACAACCACAAGAUAGUAAUUUCAAAACAAAUGGACAGUUUGAACAUUUCAUUCAGUAUUGCUAUUAUGUAAACAUUGUUUGAUCAUAAGAAAAGACUUUUAAAUGGUUUUAUGUUGCUAAUGUAAUGGAAGCUAAGUAUUAAUGGUAAGCUUAACCUCAAUUAUGUUUUCUUUGAAUUAGAUCAAGUAUAGAAUUAAUUGUGUUUUCUCUAAAUUAGAUCAAGUACCGGUACCCUGUAUAGAAUUAUGUUUUUUCUGAAUUAGACACAAGAAGUAUAGAUUUUUUUUUUUUCAUAUUUUUUCUCUGGAGUGAGACUGAUAUUUCAUUGAUUUUUUAAUUGUAUCUAUAUUUGUUCCUACCGUUUGGUAGCAAUGCUUGACAUAUCAUUAAGUUUAUUGCCUGAGUGUGCGGAUGUGAUGUGUAGGUCCCCCAAGUAAUCUCACUUUUUCUAUUGACAAUGCUCAGCACAUUUCUCACACGUGUGUUUGUGUGUGCACUCAUGUGUGGUCUGUGUGUAGACUAUAAUCUCACUGAUUUUGUUAACAGCACAUCUGUUUGCUUGUGCCAAAGAGCUCAACGGUAUAUUAAUGGCUUUGUCAUUUUAGAUUACUGAUAUUACUUUGUUUUUUUCUCAGGACCAUUUGUUAUAGAAGGCCUCAACCCAGACCUACAACGUCGCAACCUGUGGGCAGUGGAGACCAAUACCUCGUUGCCAGAUCACAAAUCUGUACAACGUGGCAACACGCUAUUGGUCUCCACUACCCACAGGUUGCAACAUUGCAAGUCAAGUGUUCAGGCCUUGUAUGUUGAUUGGUCUUGGUUUUUCUUUAAAUUUCUACAACUAUUUUUUUCUACAGGAUUUAUGUCAUUGUCAUGUAUUGGCAAGUCAUAAAAAGAGUUGCUAAAUUUUUUUAAAAUAAAAGUGGUAUACUACUAAUAAUUCGCCUUUUCCAAAAAAAAACAACAACAAAUAUAUGAGCUAAUGUGAUAUAGCGUAUAAUGGAUUCAUUCGUCUAUAUAUUUGAUUUCUUAUUAUUUUAUUGUUAGAAGUUUACAAAAUUUUGUGAGAUUUGUUUUUAUAUGGAUACUACAAAACAAUAUUUGUUAUUUAAGAAAAGGGCAAUGCUUGAACGUGAGGCUAAAACAGUUUUCAACUGUUUUCAACAUCAUUGUUUUUUAUUUUCAAAGUACAACAGGAUUGAAAACAUUUGGCAUGUAGUUCAUUAGCUAAGAUGUCUUCUAUUCUCAGGGAUAAGCUAGUAGUGACCUCAGCCAACAAAACGUUAGGUGAAUGCAGCUUUAUUGUUCAGUAAACUAGCCAUUGAGUAGACAUGACUGGUGUAGAAUGUUUCUUUACUUCCAUUUCCUUUUCAUCACUUGACAAGCACAAAUCUCUCCCCCCCCCCCCCCCCCGGCGCGAAAAAAUCUUGUUUGCCCUUUGACCUUUGUUGGGUUGUUCCAUGUACUUUCGAGUGUACAUGUACAGGUUUGACAAAAGGUUUAAUGUGGAGUCUGUAAACUUCAUGCGUACACUUGUUUUGUUUCAAAUGUACUAUGCUUCUGAAAUAUUGUUUGUCCACUUUUGGUAGCUAAUCAUACCGUUGUUUUCUGCAUUCAUUUUUUUAGAUACCGGUAGCCAGUUAACACAUUUUGUUGUCUUCAUUAGUUUAUCCCAAACUUAUUUGUUUAGACAUUGCUGUCCCCCGUGCCUUUUGAAACAAUUAUUGACUAAACUUAUGAAAAAUUUAGAUUAAGGAUUGUUAAUUUCAGUUUAAUCUGGUUUAUUUAUUUUUUUAUUUUUUUUUUUUAGUUUGAAUUUGUACAAAUUGUGUCAUUUAUUUUUGAACCUGCAUUUUGAUCUUAAAAGUAAUAAGUUAUAUAAUAAUAUAAUAAUAUGUACUAAGUGGACAUGGUCCACACUGUCAGCUCUUGUGUACAUUGAUUGCUGUGAGGUACAACUCUCAUAGCUGUUGUUUGUUUUUGACUAUAUACAAGAUUAUAUCAGGUAUUAAAAAAAUGAAUGAUUCUAAUCUAUCAAUACACUUUGCAGAAAUUUGAUGAAAAA